Messenger RNA from Cryptosporidium muris RN66, 3408 nucleotides. RefSeq lists its product as uncharacterized. The transcript has a single exon. Bases 1 to 3408 code for a protein of 1135 amino acids. The record is from RefSeq and is a predicted model, not a curated record. Lineage: Eukaryota; Apicomplexa; Conoidasida; Eucoccidiorida; Cryptosporidiidae.
AUGGAUGUUAUAGAAGCAGGUGAUGUUGUAGAAAAGCCUUCACCAAACAUAUUCCGGUUAAAUAAGACAUUUACUGAAUAUGAAACAAGAAUAAUGAAUAAGAUUAAACACAAUUUUUUAGAUACUGUGGGAUAUAUGGAAUAUAGGAAAUUUAGCAGGAAGCAUCAAGGAGUUUUUAGGAAUGUUGCCAGAGGAUGGACACUAGCAAUAUUAAUUAUAUAUAGUAUAUUUGCAAAUGUUCUGUUCUUUGCUACAUGCCCAAAUUCUGGUCGAAAUUUUGCAAUUAAUGGACUUUUUUAUAAGGGAUAUAAUUUAGUGAUUCUAUGUAUUGAACUUGGAUUAUUAUCUUUAACAACUUUUUGGUUAGUAGCAACUCAGUUUCAAACUGGAGUUGUAUACUCUUUCCGUUUAAGUAUUAUUUUUUCAGCAAUUACACUGAUUCUUUUCGUACUAAGAGUUGCAAUACCUGGUCCUAAUAUUCCGCUAAUAUUUCAGAAGUGUGAUUAUGAAUUAAAAAGUGGUUUUGUUAUUAUCUAUAAUUUUAUUCCACUUCUAUAUCUACUCUUGCAAUUUUUUAUUUCAAUUUGUUCUUUUUUUUAUUCGAGACUUAAACCAUUAUUGGCUUCAUAUUACUACAAACAUCCUUGGUUUUUGAAGUCAUGGAAGUUUGUUAGUGUAGAACCUGUUGAACUUCGCCUGUUAUCCUUUGGAAAGAUAGAUGAUUCUCAAUUAAAUCAAAAUGUAACUUCAGAUGAAUUAAAGAAUAAGGGUACUGAAUACCAAUACCUUACUGAGAAUAAUGGUAAAUCGAGACUAUUUUGGAGAUUAGAAGGGGAUGAUAUGCCACAAACAAGGCUUGCAAGGGGGUUUUAUAUUGAAAUUAAACGGUUUAGUAUUAGAAAACUUAUGAAAAGAUUGGAUCCAAUUAGACUUGACUUAUUACUGUCAUUUAGAACUCGUAAAGAUACAGCAAGGCGUCCAUAUGCCUUAGAGAAACCUGGUUGUGACGUUACAAGCUGGUAUCUGGGUGAAAUUAAUGAAGAAGGGAGACCUCAUGGAUUUGGAAGAUGGAGAGAAGAUGAUUAUCAUGGUGAAAUAUUAGUAGGAUUUUGGAAAGAUGGUUAUCCAGUUGGACCAUUUAAAACAAAGGAAUGUAGAUCUGGCAGCGGAUUUGUUUGUUUACGUUUGGGAUACUGUAAUACAGAUUCAGGACCAACCCCUUAUACAUUUGGCUAUGCAGAUAUAGAAUGUAGUGUAUCCGGUCAAUUUUUUCGUGGUUUUCCAUUAUGUCAUAUAUAUCCUGCACCAACUCCCCAUGUGAAUCGUAGUCCCUCUAUUUUUGCUAGAAUUGGUGCGAAAGGUAAAGCAGCUUUUGAGGAUACCACUCAAAAAGGGAAAUUAGUUUUUAGAACUUUAUUUAACUUAAAAAAUAUUUUUAAAUCGAUGAAAUCUAAAAUGAAGUUAGUUUUACAGAAAAUGCCCAUUUUAAAAAAAAAUAAAUUAGAAGAAGUGGAGAUAGAAAAUUCGCGAGGAAAAGUCGUAGAACUUCAGUCUAACAAUAAAUCAGAUCUAAGUAAUGUAAAAACAUUUUCACUAAAAAUACCAGAAGAUACUGGAGAUAAGCAGAACUCUAUAAACAAUGAGACAUAUCUUAAUGAGACUCCCCACCAUAGGUCAUCACUACCUAUUGAUUUGAAUUUAAGUCUGAAUAGAGGAGUUAGAAUAAUAAAACGUGUCAAAGAAAAACUCAGAAGAAAACAUAAUCUACAAGAAAAAGAGAGAGAUAUCGCAAUUUUGUGGUUAUUUCAAAAUUUAUCUCCACAUUUGCCAAUGUUCACAAUUCAUCCAAAGAAUGAAGUUACUAUUCUAGUUGAUGGAGAACGUGGCCUUUACAUUGCAGGGUAUUUUCCAAUUUCUGAAGUACUACAAUAUACUAAACAUGCUGGAAUAGAAUUUCCUUUAGAUAUUAAUGAUGGUACAGAAAGCUAUGAGGGUGAACAUAUUUCGCAUUUACUACAAUCUACUAAUCGCAAUAAAUUAGAAAAUAAUAAUCAACAAGAAUAUACGUCAAGUUCAACAAUUGGGACUUUAUAUCACUCAGAAAAGCGAAAAAAUAAUCGAUAUUUAGAGUCUGUGGAAGUUAGGGUAGUUGAAAGAUCGAGAUAUAACUUAACUGAUAACUCAAAUAGAAGAGACUUCCAAGAUUUAGAUGACUCAAUUGGGGGAAUUCUAUAUUAUCCAGAACUUGAAAUCAAAAACUGGGUGCAUAGUGAUGGUUUACAUGCUGUAGAAGUAUUAAUAUUUAUACAUGGAUAUAAUAAUACUUUGACAGAUGCACUUAGACAAGUUGGUCAAAUGAUUGCUUUCGGGAAUUUUCCAUCAUAUAUCAAACCUUUAGUAUUUUCAUGGCCUGCAGGUAAUUCAUUUCUAGAAUAUUUUAAAGCUAGGAAGAGUUCUGAUUCUCCAGUAACACAUAAGUCCUUUUGUGAAUUAAUUACUGGAUUAAGAAAUAGAGGUAUACGGCAUAUUCAUGUUAUGACUCACUCUAUGGGUACACGUCUAUUCAUAAAGUGUUUCCCAAAACUCUUAUCUGCAAAUUUAAUAGAAACAUGUGAACAAGAUAGAAGAAUUCAAGGGAUUGAAGCGAAAUUCCCUGAAUUAUAUAGACCAAACAUAUUGAAUAGUAAUUCAAUUGAAUGCGAAAAGGUUCAAAUUGUCUCGAUGACCUUUCUAAAUCCUGAUGUGUACUUAGAUGAUUUUAUUAGUAAAGUAUUUCCUAUAUUGAGAAAGUAUUGUAAUUUAAUCACAAUGUAUGGAGAUAGCCAAGAUGGUGCACUUAAGUGGAGUGAAAUAAUACAUGGUAGGAAAGCUUUGGGAUGUAAUGUAUUCGGAUUACACUAUGGAGUAGCAAGUUUCAAAGAUCGUAGUAAUCAGUCUAAUAUUAGCAUUUAUGAUUUACAAAAUAAGUCUGAUCAUAUCCUCUCUGCAGAAGCAUCUGUUCAACCUGAAACAAAAUUGAAUAAAGUUAAUAGGCAGGAAAGCACACUCUCUUUAAUAUACCCCUCAAGAUUACUUAGCGGAAAGUUUCCUGCCAAGACAUUCUCACCCCAAAAUAGUAACUCAGGAAUAUUUAAUGCAUCAGGUUCAAGCGGAAAGAUAGAAGCUCACAAAGAAGUUAAUUUUCAGUAUCUUGAUAUGGAUGUAAUUGAUCAAAGUUAUAUAGAUCAAAAUGUAAGUACAAUGAGGCACAAUAAUUGGAAUCUAAAUAGGGAGGUAAUUGAAGAUCUUAGAGAAUUGGUUGUAACAAGAAAAAGAGCAUACCAAAGAUCAACAAGACUAGAUAAGCGCGAAGGAAAUGUAUGGGUAUACCGUCUCGCUCCUUCAUACGUUACUUCAAUUUUUGAUUAG